UGGGCUUCAGCUGGCAGCAAAUUACCCUCAAAGGCAUUUUCUCAGACUCCUACUGAAGAAGCCGACGAAGGACCUCCCAGCAUGUCCAUGCUUGCCGAGCCCCGGAGGAAACAGAAGUGGUCAGUUGAUCCAAGGAACAGUGCCUGGAGCAAUGACAACUCCAAGAUUGGCCAGAAGCUCAUGGAGCGAAUGGGCUGGUCCAAAGGAAAGGGCCUUGGCAAAAGUGAACAAGGAGCCACUGACCACAUCAAAGUGAAAAUUAAAAACAACCACCAUGGUCUUGGAGCCAGUGCAAGCCAAGAGGAUAACUGGAUCGCUCACCAGGAUGAUUUCAACGACCUUCUUGCUGAGCUAAACAGCUGCCAUGGCCAAAGCAACAGCACUGAAACUUUUCCAAAAGAGCAGAAAGGUUUCAGCUUGGAAGAGAAGUCCAAGACCUCCAAAAAGCGAGUCCAUUACAUGAAAUUUGCAAAAGGGAAGGACCUUUCCUCCCGAAGUGUAACGGACCUCAACUGUGUCUUUGGAAAGAGAGCAAAAUCUGCCAAACACCCUGAGCAGGGGAGCAGCAGCAGAGACUCUCAGAGCGACAAUGGCGAGGCUCCUCCUUGUGAACCUGACCCGAAGGCCAUCACCCGCACCGUCACCAGCACCCUCACCAUGCAGGAGUACUUUGCGCAGAGAAUGGCCCAGUUGAAGGUGGCCCGGAACCAGGACGCUGCCGCCUCCUCAGUGGAGGACCAACCAUGUGAGGAUGCCUCUGCUUCCAGCGAAGAGCCCAAAAAGAAGAUGAAAAAGAAGAAGAAAUCUGCAGAGGAGAUGGAAGUCUAUUGCGAUGCACCUGUUGCAGAAGAAGCAGCUGAUGAGGACCAACAACCUUCGAAGCAGAAGAAGAGAAAGAGGAAAAAUGAGGAGCUUGAAGGUGCUUUGAAUGAAAACUCCAGCACGGCUGUAGAGCAGGACUGUGAGGAGGAGGAGAGGCCUCCCCCCAAGAAGAACAACAAGAAGAAGCAUAAAAAACACAAAAAGGAAGGCGAGAUGUUGAAUGGACCUGCCCUGAAUGUGGCAAAAUGCAGCGAGGUGUUGGAGGUAACGGAGAAGAAAUGUAAAAAGCACAAGAAAAAGAAGCAAGAUUUGUGAGGAAUUGAUGACAUUUUGUCAAAGGGGGGGCGAGCAUCUAUGCCAAUGAAUGGGCUGAUCACAUUUUGACACAGUACUGUACCUCUCUUUCUUCUCUUCUCUUUCCCUCCCGCAGGGGCAGCACUGGUUAAGCUGCAGUUCUUGGCCACUCCAAGCACCGGACGAGACAAAUGAUUUUCUUACACUUCAUGACACAUGAAUUGAAGUUGUAUUUAGAAACUGCUUGCAUCUGACACGUUUAGUCUAAACGAUGUCAUCCACUUGGCAAAACUAGGACACGAGUGAGCUGCAGACAAAAUAAAUCCAAGUGACCACUGAUGUUUAUUUGUGGUUUUCAUGAAGUGAAUACAGCAAACACACCCACCAGUCAUUUCACUCACUGCUUCCUUUUGUGAUAGCUAGCCCUGCAUGGAGAUAAAUGCGGGUGUGCUGGUGCACUCGUGCCUUGUGAUUGGCUGUCUUUUUAGUGUUUGCUUUCAACAAGCAGCUGUACCUCAUGAAGUGGACCAGUGGACCAAUGAAUGUGCUGUAAAAGCCCAUUUUUGUAACGAUGCGAUUCCUUCAGCUGCAUGUUGAACUGUCAGCAUGUUCAUCUGCAGCCACCAGUGUGGGUGUGAGUCAGAUGAGGAAAAGGUUUGGUGUAAAAAUAAAAAGACUUGAUUGGGUUAUCUUUUGUGGCAUCAA
Messenger RNA from Dunckerocampus dactyliophorus (ringed pipefish), 1821 nucleotides. It is a transcript of the gene pinx1, whose product is annotated as PIN2 (TERF1) interacting telomerase inhibitor 1. Gene Ontology annotation, biological process: regulation of ribosome biogenesis. The record is from RefSeq and is a predicted model, not a curated record. Gene Ontology annotation, molecular function: telomerase inhibitor activity; nucleic acid binding. Gene Ontology annotation, cellular component: nucleolus. Bases 82 to 1137 code for a protein of 351 amino acids. The transcript has 8 exons. NCBI's taxonomy places the organism in Eukaryota, Metazoa, Chordata, Actinopteri, Syngnathiformes, Syngnathidae.